AUCGAAGCCGGAAUAAAUGCGAUUAAGUCUGCCUCGGCAAGUGUAUCGUCUACGCUUGAUUCCCUACUUGGUGAUGGUGCAAAAGAUACCACGGAGCAACAUCUGAGCCAUUUUUAUGAUGUUAACUGCAGUAUUUGCUUGGCAAAACAGAAAUCACAGGCCGAACAAGAACGAAAGGAGAGAGAAGAGAAAGAGAGGCAACGAUUGGAGGAAAAGAGGUUCAGACAGAUGCUCCCUGUGGAAAAGUGCCUCGCAUACACAAGACAUGAACCGCUGACUCUGCUUGAUUCUGAUUAUAGAAAUGCAAUCAAGAAACCAUCAUACGAGGAAGAGGUCAAACGGAUACAAAGCCCAGAGAGUACGGGUGCAGCUUGUGCGUCGGAUGAGGAAUACGCUGGUUCAUACGAUGGUGGCCCCGGUGGAGAUUCACCGAUUUUCCAAGAUUCCUACGAUGUAGUCAACGUGGAGCCUCGUUUCUAA
Cooperia oncophora is the source of this 480-nucleotide messenger RNA. The record is from the annotation of a GenBank genome assembly. NCBI's taxonomy places the organism in Eukaryota, Metazoa, Nematoda, Chromadorea, Rhabditida, Trichostrongylidae.